Magallana angulata is the source of this 7243-nucleotide messenger RNA. RefSeq lists its product as uncharacterized. The record is from RefSeq and is a predicted model, not a curated record. Gene Ontology annotation, biological process: ganglioside catabolic process; carbohydrate metabolic process; glycosaminoglycan metabolic process. Gene Ontology annotation, molecular function: beta-N-acetylhexosaminidase activity; polysaccharide binding. Lineage: Eukaryota; Metazoa; Mollusca; Bivalvia; Ostreida; Ostreidae. Gene Ontology annotation, cellular component: membrane.
UCGGGGCCUACACUUGUAGGACUCAGAACUUCUGCCCCCGUGAAAUUUUUCCGUAUGUUACCAAAAAAUGAAAACAUAUUUAUGUCUACAUACCUAUAAUGUAUACAUUUACAUUGUUCUAUCUCAACAUUUCUUUCUCGAUAUAACUAAAACUCACUCUAAAGGUAUUUUGUUUAAAUUCGUAUUUUGUUAAAUCGAUAUAGCUGGUAGCAAAACAUUGAUCAAUUACAGUAAGGUGACUUAAAUUAUGUUAACUUAUCUCAAUACAAGACAAACUUUUUGCAAAUUUAAAACGACAUAAUAGUUAAUAUGUUGAUAAGAGGAUAAAAAGUAUGACAGUGUUUAAGUUAUAACACAACAAGUGUAGGCCCCGAUACACCGUCCGUAAAGUUCAGCGAAUAUCUUAAAAAAGAAGAUAUAGGUUUAUGUAAGAACUCUUGACCUUUCCAAACCCUGCAUCCAUCACUACUAGUUAAUGCUAUUUUUCAUGUUGCACACCGCAGGCUUUAUAAUUAUGCAGUUCUCUCUGUGUCAAAACUCACGGAGAAACGUUACCUGACUUUACAACUAACAACUGUGAUUCAUGUAAGUAAUUUUCGUAAUAUUGUGUAUUGUUAUUACUUAUUGUAGAAGAAAAGGCAGGUUUGCACCGUAAACGGGUAGUGUAUGACACUAUGAAAUAUUUACAUUAAACUUUAUAAAACAGGUAAACAAGGAAUUCUUUUUUUAUAUUUUGCUUUCUUAAAGAGUAUAUCCGUUAUGACUUUAUAGUUGUCUACUUAGCGAUGUCUAUACUUUUCGCAUUAAGGGAAUAAAGCCAACUUUCUGCAACGUCGAAUUUAAAGAAAAAUGGCAGAAUGGCUGUUUCAUUAUUUCAUUAACAUAUAUAUGUAAUUCUUUGGGGGAAGGGGGGAGGGUUUUAUUUUUACCAGUGAUGCACCUUUGUGCAAGAGCCGACGAAUUGUUUCAUUUCACCAGCGUCUUGUUUGAAUCUGGUAAAGGCUCGUCCACGUCUGUCAUCAAGUAUGUACAUGUAUUAGAUAAACAAUGCUCAUUUGCAAAUAGAUAUCCAGUGUUGCAAAUUUUACUGCACGUUUUAUCAGGCAAGGGGAAAAAAUUAACACUAACAACAAGUACAUUCUUUGUUAUCUCAGAAAAAAAACUGUGUCAAAUAUCUAGAUAAAUUUUUGUUGACGACGAUGCGAAUAGAAGGAAGCGAUAAUUUUGGGAUCUGUUCAUCUGUCAUGAAAUUCUUCAUAAUUUUGAUCAUCUGCUCAGGGUCUAUUAUAUGUGCCACCUGUGAGGAGGCCUGUGUGGACAAAUUACCAGACUGUGCUAGUUACACCACGCGAUCCUGCAAACCUCCAUACGUGCAAUGGGCUUACAAGAACUGUCCAUCUUCCUGUGGAUUCUGUCGCAAGCCAUGUAUAGACAACUUGGGUGAUUGUGAGGAAUACGGCAAAGCAGCAUGCGCACCUCCAUAUGAAAAAUGGGCGAGGCAAAACUGUGCCAAAUACUGCGGAUACUGUGGACCAGAUAUAGAUUGUGCAUAUGGUGUUUGGAUGAAUUUGUCGUCGUGCUCAGAGUCAACGAGCGACAGUGAAUGGUAUGUACAAGUAAGAUCGAUCACUCCUGAGUCUAAUGACGAAGAUGAUUCGCCAAGGAACUGUGAUGAAACUUUGAUUCGGUAUAAUUCUUGCAAAGAUUCACAAGUGACUCAACAAAGUGAUCUUAAUUAUAUUGGGGAACAUCUUGAUAUUCGCCUUGCAGUUGUCGAUAAUCUGAAACAUAAUGGAUUGAAACACAAACUUAGCCUUGUAUUGACGAACACAGGAAAAAAAACAGUAAAGCCUGGUGAUUGGAGUAUCUACUUUUAUAGCUUUUUAAUGAUAGAGCCUGAACACUUGCCAAAGGCCAAGGAAUACAUUUUGCCGCAUUACAAUCUAAAACUGAUGCAUAUAAAGGGAAGUCUGUUUAGUAUCACCCCAACGAAUGGAUUUCCGAAUUUAAGAUAUAACCAGUCUCAUUACUCCGAGUUUUUUACCCAAUACUGGAGCGUGACAAAGACAGAUGGGAUGUCCAACUGGUACGUUGCGGCACCGUCAUUCGAAGCCGUCAAUAUUGCAUCUACUGCAUUUGGAAAGAAAUUUAUUGAUAACUUCACUUCAGUGCGACAGUGGAAGAGAACCAGGGCAGACCGCUAUAAUCCAUUUACAGCACAGGCACGCUAUAGACGUUACACUAUUCAGGAUUUUGAAAAGGCUAUAAAACUAGUAAUUCCAACUCCAAAACUUGUGAAUCGAAAUUCUGAUGGUUUUCUAAGUGUCAUAAAUUUAUCUGUUUCAUACGAGUCCCUGUUGAAAGAAACUGCAAGUUUUUUAUCAGAAAAACUGAAUUUAACAUAAUUACUUGGCAGUGCAACCAAAAGAAGACACAACACGAUACAACUCUCGGUCAAUCCUACUAUUAGCAACAAAAGUGAAGCCUAUUAUAUAGAUGUACAGAUUUCGAAUAAAUCAAUAAAUAUCAUUGGACAAUCUUCAUCAGCAGUAUACUAUGGCGUCCAAUCGUUGCUUAGUUUAGUAGCCGGCUCGCCUGACAAUGCUAGUGUCCCAGACGUGUAUAUUGAAGACGAACCUCGUUAUGAAUUUCGAGGAAUGCACGUAGAUGUCGCUCGGAACUUCCGCCCAAAAUCCGAUAUCAUUCGCUUGAUGGACGGAAUGGCUAUGUACAAAAUGAAUAAACUUCAUUUACAUCUGAGUGAUGAUGAAGGGUGGAGGAUUGAAAUUCCCGGAUUACCAGAACUUACAGAAGUUUCAGGAAAAAGAUGUCAUGACCUCACAGAAAGAAAAUGCUUAGUGCCGCAACUUGGUUCUGGUGCAGAUACAUCUACAUCUGGUUCAGGAUAUUACACUGUGUCAGACUACAAGGACAUUAUAAAGGAAGCUCAUAGACGCCAUAUUGAAGUCAUACCGGAAAUAGACACACCUGGUCACUUCCGCGCCGCAAUUAAAGCUAUGGAAGCGAGGUUUUUGAAGUAUGGAAAGGAAAAUAUUACCGCAGCCAAAGAGUACCGACUAGUCGAAAGUGGUGACUCAAGCAAGUAUUCAUCUGUUCAAAUGUUUAAUGACAACGCUUUGAAUCCAUGUAUAGACUCGACAUAUUGGUUCUAUGAAAAAGUAAUAACAGAAAUCCAAAAGAUGCACGUUGGGUUGACUUUCUUUCAUUUUGGGGGCGAUGAAGUAGCCAAUGGAGUUUGGUUAAAUUCUACAAAAUGUCGCCAUUUGGCUUACUCCAGAAAUUUCACCGAGCCGAUAUCAGUUCAUUUGAAAAAAUAUUAUGUCCACCGUGUCGCAAAUAUUUCUCAUCGCCUGGGACUUAAUCUUGCUGGAUGGGAAGAUGGAUUUGUUGAUGAAAAAGGAAUCCCCUACAAUCGAAUGUCUUUACCAAAUAAAGAAGUAUACACAAAUGCUUGGCAAAAUAUCUGGGAAUGGGGAAGUGCAAAGAGGGCAUACAUACUUGCAAACAAUGAUUAUAAGGUUGUAAUGUCACAGGCAACUCAUCUGUAUUUUGAUUCGCCACCUGAGCCUGACCCAGAAGAGCCUGGACUUUAUUGGGCCUCACGGUUCAUAGACACCAUGAAAACAUUUCAGUUUCUUCCAGAUAGGUUGUAUGAAAACAUCGAUGCUAAUCGGUUUGGCGAGCCACUAACAAACACAGACGUGUGUGGGCAAAGAAAUGAACAAUGUCCCGCAUUAAUAAAGAGAAACAACAUUAUUGGUGUACAAGGUCAUAUAUGGAGCGAAACGAUAAUGACGUCAGGAACUUUUGACUAUAUGCUGUUUCCCAGAAUUUUAUCUGUAGCGGAGAGAGCUUGGCAUAAAGCAUCAUGGGAAGACUUAGAUACACCAGAAAGAACUCAAACCUCAUUCACAGACUGGGAAGAAUUUGCUAACACAAUAGCUUACAAAGAACUAGAUCGACUUCAGAGUUGAGGGAUAAAGUACAGAAUUCCUCUACCUGGAGCUAUAAAGAUAAAUGGCACCUUCCAUGCCAACACAGAGUUUCCAGGUCACAUUGUUCAAUACAGUUAUGACGAGGGUGUAACUUGGUUUGAUGUUUUUGACGGAUUCCAUCCAAAACGAAAUACGAUUUUGCUUCGUUCAAGUACUCAAAACAGAGAACGCGUCAGCAGGCCAAUCCCAUUUCAUUUGGACGAGCCUGUGCCAUUAUCAGUCCAGCAUCAGGUUGAUUACUUAGCUGAAAACAUUGUGAUUAGUUACAACGUUGUAAGCAACAUAGAAACAAACCAAACUUUUACGGCGAACGUUACGAUAAUAAACAAAGGGAAGGAAGACAUUUUCUAUGGAAACUGGGAAAUAUACUUCUUUUCAACACAUCUUAUUCAACCUGAUAGCUACCCUUAUCCGAAAGGAUAUCUUCUGCCAAACUGCGACAUGAAAGUGUUUCAUGUAGCCGGAUCUUUAUUUAAAUUAAAACCAGAAAGGCAAUUUCACUUGUCCAAUAAAAAUGGUGUAACAUGUACAUUAAAAGCACAGGGUUACCAGGUGGCAAGGAGUGACUCCAUGCCCAAUUGGUACGUUGCAGCCGAAGGUAUGCAAGCCAAAGAAAUCUUGUUCACGAGGAACGAGACAUUGCUUUUUGUAGGGCCUUUAAAUCAACCAGAACAGUAUCUACGUUUUCAAGGAGACGUCCUUUCUCCAUUUACACCGGAAGAAAGAUUUCAAAUUAAUGACGCCACAAACAAGAAAGACACUGAGCCCAAACAUGUCAUUCCUACCCCGGUGCACAUACAUUUCAACAACAGGAGUAUAAUAAUUGAUGACACGUGGGUGAUGCAUGUAUCGACUGAUUUCCCUAACGAAUCAAUGUUGAUUGCAGAUUUAUUAAACAUCAGCACCAGCUUAAGAAAGACAUCGAUAAAAUAUAUUGAACUUCAAAAGUUAUCGCAUGUGCAUAUUCUUGAUAACAACCGCACUAGAGACGAAGCGUAUGAAAUCAAUGCAUCGCCCCACGCCAUCACAAUUUCAGCCCAAACAAGUAAAGGAGCAUUUUACGCCUACAAGACGCUAGCAUUUUUAAAAGAAACCCGCAAUGGAUCAAACCAUCUUCAAGUAUUUACAAUAAGAGACCAGCCUCGAUUUCCAUACCGAGGACUGCAUCUCGAUGUCAGCAGAAAUUUUCAACCGAAAAAAGAAAUUUACAAGCUCUUGGAAGUCAUUUCUAUGUACAAGUUGAACACACUUCACUUUCACCUGACGGAUGAUGAAGGAUGGCGCCUUGAGAUCCCGGGGAUUCCUGAGUUGACAGCGGUGGGUUCAACAAGAUGCCACGAUCCCCAAGAGGAGGAGUGCGUUGUUCCUCAACUUGGAUCAGGGGCGUCUAAAACUGCGUAUGGUUCCGGUUAUUAUACAAUCAACGAUUAUAAAGAUAUCCUCAGAUAUGCCAACGAUCGUCAUAUUCGCGUUAUACCGGAAAUAUCGCUACCAAUUCAUACACAUGCAGCGAAAAGGGCAAUGGAACUCCAAUACCGAAAGUACAUGAACUAUGGGAAUAAAUCCGCUGCUCAUCAGUUCCUUUUGACGGAUUUCGAGGAUAAAACAGAGUAUUUGACAAUGCAGAUGUUUAAGGAUAACGCCAUUAAUAUAUGCAUGAAUUCAACAUAUGAAUUUAUUCGCCACGUAGUUAGAUCUAUCAAAGAUAUGCAUGUCGACAUUCAACCCUUACGGACGCUACAUAUAGGAGGUGAUGGAAUGGCUGAUGUUUGGUCCAACUCAUCUGAUUGUCAAACCCAAAAGAUAGUCAAUGGUGUAAAUGACACCCACCAUUUACGACAAUACUUUGUCUCUAAAGUUUCAAAGAUAUUAGAUGACGAGGGUUUAAGAAUGGCUGUCUUUGAAGACGUUCUGAGUAAUGAAAAUACCCUAUUGAAUGUGACCGAAAUAUCCCCUAAAAGAGAUGUGAUGGUUCUGAACUGGAACAAUAUAUGUGAAUGGGGCAACGGAGAGAGUGCUUAUAAGCUGGCUAAUGCAGGUUACAAUGUCGUAAUCGGGCACGCGACUCACCUAUAUCUGGACCAUACACACGAGCCCGACCCAAAAGAACGCGGUGCCUCCUGGGCAUCGCGAUACAUAGACACUCGGAAAAUAUUCGGCUUUGUACCUUCAAAUAUAUACCACAAUCCUGAUCAAGACUCCAAUAACAAACCUUUCACACAAAUUGACAUUUGUCCAUCAAAUGGGAUAUGUACAACAUUAAAGAGACCAGAAAAUAUCAUCGGUAUGCAAGUGCAAGUUUGGACAGAGGCAAUGCGGACCGUUGAAGAACUUCAUGAAAUGAUUUUUCCAAGACUGCUGGGCGUAGCUGAACGCGCGUGGCAUGAGGCAUUGUGGGAAAAAACAGAAGAUAAAGUGGAGAGAAUCCGCAAAACUAAUGAAGAAUGGACCUCGUUUUCAGCGGCUUUGGCAAAAGAGUUCAUGAGAUUGGACAAAAUGGGGGUCAUGUACAGAUUACCUCCUCCAGGGGCAAGGUUGAUAAAUGGAGCUGUUAGAGUGAAUACGGCGUUUCCGAGGAUGCAUGUAGAAUUCAGCCUUGAUAAUGAACAAUCAUGGUCUGUGGUGACGACAGACAUGAUUAUUGUGGGAAAAGAAGACGUACACUUUCGAACGAGGUCUGCUGAUGGGUCGCGUUUUAGCCGAGUUGUAACUAUCAAAGGAAAUUGACAUUUUUGUAAUUAAGUUUGUCCAUUUUUUUUCUUUGAGUUCGUACUUAUAAUUUGAUAAUAAAUAGUUCAUCCAUUAUUUAUGCAUUAUUAACAAGAAUGGAGGAGGAGUAGCAGUCUAUAAGUGUUUCCUAUUUCUUUUAAGUUGUGUAUAUUUAGGUUAAUAAUCAGUCUAUCUCUCUUGUUUAGGGUUGAUUUUCUGAAUCAUUCUGGCAACUAAAUGAAUGACACUAUCACAUAUUGUGUUAAUAACGAUUACUUUAUCUACAUAGCAAUUCAAGCAUAUUUUAAUUUUUUCAGUAUCUUUAUACAAAAAAACAACAUAUAAAUCAGUAGAAACUAUGCGUAACGAUCUCAAUCGACAACGUGUUCGAACAGAGGAAAUUUGAGCUGAUAUCUGUACAAUGUUCAUAAAAGUAUUGGCUAACAUAAAAAAAGUUCUAAAUUGCCAGUGUUCUUUUGCUUUGAAUAACAACAUGGUGGAAAAGGACGAGUUUUAAA